AUGAAUUGUUUAACAAAUAAUGAAGAUUAUCCCUUUGAUAAUAAUUAACUGUUGAGUUUCUGUUAUGUAGUUUAUUAUAAAUUAUAUUUUUACAAUAGAGAUUUUAAUUUCAUUUUAUAGAUAACUGCUUUUUUAGCGUUUAUUAUUUAAACUUUGAAUUAUUAAUACAAGAGUUUAGCAGAAUAAGGUUAUAAAGUUUUUGAGAGAGAUAAAUGUUACAAGAUAGAGCAGAGACAAUGGAUAGGUCGAUAUCGCGACUAAUUAAAAAAUCUUAAUGUAUUGCAUGGCAUUUAAGUAAUAGGACAAGAAAGAUAACUUUGGCCUAAUAGUAGAAAUGAUUAAAUUUUCAUGAAAAAGAUGAUGGAGUUUUGGUGUGUCGAUUUUCAUUUGAAUAGGAGCAAAUGGAACUUAGAGUAUCAUAGGUUUUCAAAUGAAUAGUAUGAUCAUUUGGUUUGAGUGGGAUAGAGAAUUAAAGAUUAAUAGGAAUGAGUAAUAAUUUUAAGAGAUUUCUUCAAUAAUUUUUUUAUAUUAGGUUAGACUGCUUACUUGUGUAGGUUUGGUCACCUAAUAUGACUCAAAGAUUUCAAAAUUCAAUUUAAAAAAAAUUAUUUUGGUGCUUUAAAGAAUUCUGGCUAAAAUCCAGGAACAUUUAAAGCAUGAAUAAGAAAAAAAGAAAACAAACGAAUAUUUUUUUUCAAGGAAAGGAACUUACCAAUUAUAAUAUUAAUUAAAAAUUGCCUUCUUUUCAAAUCCAAAAUAUCAGAAUAUAUCAAAAUAUCUGACUAUUUUUUCCAGGAUAUUUUUUCUUUUCUUGAGAAGAUUUUCAAAAUUUCUUAUUUCUAAAAUAUUUUUCUCCAAUCCAUAACAUACAAAUUUAAAUCUUGUAAUUGUCCUAAUUUCUUUAGUAAAAGGGUGAUCUGAACUUAAAAAUUAAGAUAUUCCUAAGAGCGAAAAUAAAACUCAAUCAGGUUUCUCUUCUAAAUGAAUUGAGUGAGUAGAGCUUACAAAUUCCAAGCCAAAAUUCUUCAUUUUACAUUACUUAAUGGUAAAAAUAUUAAGUUAUCUUAAAUAGGUUGACUCUUCUCCAUAAAAUAAAACUUACUGAUGGCCUCAGCGAGCCAAUUAAGCACUUUAAGCAUCUAAAUACCUUCAUGAUUAGACUUGGAAAAAUUAUAGUUCCAAAAGGUAUUUAAUUCAGCAAAAGAAGAUACUGGAUACUUUUCGAAAAAAGAUGA
Molecule: messenger RNA, 1235 nt
Organism: Paramecium pentaurelia
Lineage: Eukaryota; Ciliophora; Oligohymenophorea; Peniculida; Parameciidae
Source: the annotation of a GenBank genome assembly